Linum trigynum is the source of this 5075-nucleotide messenger RNA. Lineage: Eukaryota; Viridiplantae; Streptophyta; Magnoliopsida; Malpighiales; Linaceae. The record is from the annotation of a GenBank genome assembly.
ACAAUCUUCAAAAUCCAUUCAAAACUUCUUUACUCAGAAUUUUGCCACAAUUAAACCCUUAAUAUCUGCUUAAACAAUCUAAUAACCUGGUUACAAGUAAUCACUAACAGAAGACAUACACACAUUUCUGAAAAUUAACUAACGUGAAAACUGAAAGCCGAACAACUCAAAAUUAUUGGAGUUAAAAGAAACAAAAAAAGGUGGGGGAAAACAUUAGAAAGAGAAACUAAAAAAUCUCGAAUGAAAAAACGAGCAAACAAGGCUUUACCAAUUCAACGUCUCUCUCUAAUUUUUUUUUUUUUGGGAGAAAAUCUCUCUAAUCAAUCGCAUAUUUAUUCACUCCAAUUCAAUUCAUAUAAUAUAACACUUAAAGACGAAAUAAUGACGGUAAAUUCAGAAACCAUAAUUGUGGCGCAAUUGGUUAGCUCGUCCUUUGACUACUACUAACUUUUUUAACAACUUGUCCCUAUACUUUUGUUGUAUAGGGAGUUAAUAGAGGAUAAAUUGGAUCAGUUUAGAAAUCAUGUCUAAACGUCUAGAAAUAGGAUUCCCAAAUGCAUAUUGAUCCAUGUAAACCAAAGGUGAGAGGCCUAACCUCUGCACUAUUUUCACAAUCCUCCACAGCUCCAAACUCUAGGUCCUUAAUGCCAUAUGAACUAGCCUCAUUGAUGUUACUACCUUCACAUACACCUGUUUUCCAGCCUCCGUAUCACUCAGAAUUUUUUAGAGACUCCUCACUGGAAGGUGCAACCUUCACUUUAGAAACCCACUUUCAUUCAUUUAUUUGCUAGCCGGUGACAGUUCAUGAUCAUAUAUCUCACAUCCAGAGCAGAGAGUUGGUUUAUUCAAAUAUUCAACCUCGACCUCAAAGGAAGGGUCCUCAUCCGGAUACAAAUGUACUCUGGAGGGAAAUCCACGGUCAGCAGCUAGGUCCACACAAAUUUUUGCGAAAUCUAAAUGUGCCCCUACCCUAGGCGCCAGAUCCAUCUAGAGAGCUGGCAAUCCAUUCGUGACCUUCAAAAAAGAGUGAUAUUAAAGCGGAUUGCCCCAGAUUCUUACCCAAAUAGAAAGUGUCUCAACUAGUGGAGUAAUCGACUGAAUCCCAGGUUCCCAUUUGCGAAAGUACCUGGGUUCCCUUGAAAGUGCCAAGGCCCCGACUUGAAUACCCACUUGCUUGUCGAAGAAGAUGGGAAUGGAAAGACCAUUAGGCGAGGACUGAAUUUUGACACUCGAACAACUCCAUCCCUCCCCCAUAGAGAAUUUGAAUAAUGAUUUCAUUUUUCCUUCUAAAAUUCUUUCUAUUUAAUUGAUUUUUUUUAAUUUAUCUUUAAUAAUAAUUUCAUAUGUGGCAUAUACGUGAACGACACUUGGAGAGCCUCACCUCAUCAAUGAUCAGACAAAUGUUGAUCAUUGUUUGGCGUAUACGUGAAGCAUAGUCUAUAUUAUAUCACGUCUAAAUUUUAAGCAAAAAAAUGCAUUGGAUUGGAGAGAUCACGAGAGAAAAAUAUGACAAAAUAUUUUAGUUUUCUCACAAACAUGCUUAUAUACGACAGAGAUAUAUUUUGAAUACAAACACUUAUGAUAAUAAUAGAAACACGGAUGGAAUCGAAUUAUACAGCGUAACUCAAAAUCCUCACUCAACCAAAAAAAGUGAUGAGAUGUACAAAAUAAAAUCCUCACAAAAAUCAACCUAUCUUCUUCCAAAACCCGCCACCCUGGUCCACCAACGUCGCUCCGGCAGACUGGCACAGUACUUGUUCAAACUUCAAACAACCAAUAACGACAAAAUGAAAAGCUGGGGGGUAAGAAAAUGGCUGCUGCGGGAAACUUACAUCAAAAAGUCAAAAUAACCAACCCAUCACCACCAACAACCAUUUCUCUUUUUCCCUUUUCUCCGAUGACCGAACUCCUCCUUCCCUCAUCAACCCCGCCGCCACCCCUCCCGUCUCCAUGUCCGCCGCCCUCCUCCGCCUCCUCCUCCUCGCCGGACUACUGACAACCGUCGCCGUCGCUCAAAACACCAGCACAUCAGCUCCCUGCCCGCUCGACUUCACCGUCCUCCGCCGCCUCUACGACCCCUCGAACCCCCCAGCGAUCGACAGCUCCCAGACCUGCCAGUACAUCCGCCAGGGCCUCCGCCUCGUCCAGUCCGACUACCUCCGCCGCACCUCCCGAUUCCUCCCUCCUCUCAGCUCCGCCGACUCCUGCUGGCGAUCUUACCAGCAGCUCAUCAACGAUUCCCUCCCCAACUUCGACAUCCGCCGCUCCUGCGGCUUCCAGACCAGCUGGAUCUCGCAGGGAUGCAUGAACAUCACCACCAGGCAAGAAUUCGAAACCCUAGCUUCCAAUUCCUCUUUGUCCGACGUCGUUUCCAACUGCAACCAACCCUUGGAGAACAAUUCCCCCUGCGCCGCUUGCACCGCCAGCUUGUCCAGGCUCCAGGCCUUGCACUUGACCGGACCUCCCGUCGGCAAUGUCUCCGAUUGCCAGGCCUACCCGUCGAUUUACGCCGCAGCGGUCGUCAAUGGCCCGGGUCCCGCCGACAAGGGCACCGCCAAGUGCCUGUUCUUGCUCGAUUUCACCUCCAAGAAACCUAGUUCCAAUUCGAAAAAGAAGAAGAGGAAAGUAGUGCUUGUGAUUGUCUGCGUCGGGGUAAUUCUCGUCGGGUUGUCAAUUGUGAUCUGCGGGUUGUACUGCUACAGCAAGAGGUACGGCAAACUGAAGAGGAAAAGAAGGAGAAGUGAGAGAUCAGGGAUGGAGAAUGCGAGCUCGACUCGUUUAGACAACAUUAGCCAGAGCACUACCGUGGUCAAGUUCAAAUUCGACGAGAUCAAGAAAGCGACGAGGAGCUUCUCCCGAGAUAGCAUCAUAGGGAAAGGAGGCUAUGGAAAUGUGUACAAAGGCAGGCUGUUCGAUGACUCGGAGGUCGCGGUGAAACGGUUCAAGAACUGCUCGGCUGCAGGGGAUGCAAGCUUUGCCCACGAAGUCGAGGUGAUCGCCAGCGUUCGACACGUGAAUCUAGUAGCUCUAAGGGGUUACUGCAUCGCCACUACUUCAAUGGAAGGUCACCAGAGGAUAAUCGUGUGCGAGUUGAUGAAGAACGGAAGCCUCCACGAUCACUUAUUCGCUGCUGCUAACAAUUGUUCAUCCGGGAAGCUCAGCUGGCCGGUCCGCCAGAAGAUUGCAUUGGGGACGGCGAGAGGCCUGGCUUAUUUACACUACGGUGCACAGCCAGGGAUCAUCCACCGCGACAUCAAGGCCAGCAACAUUCUUCUGGACGAGAAGUUCGAGCCCAAAGUCGCCGACUUUGGUCUCGCGAAGUUCAACCCAGAAGGGAUGACGCAUCUGAGCACCAGAGUGGCAGGGACAAUGGGGUACGUGGCUCCGGAGUAUGCUCUUUACGGGCAGCUGACCGAGAGAAGCGAUGUGUAUAGCUAUGGAGUCGUGCUGCUGGAGCUUCUGAGCGGGAAGAAGGCAUUGCUGAGUAGUAACAAGAGCGACGACGACAGAGACGAAGAACUGCAGCAGCCUUGUCUUCUGACGGACUGGGCGUGGUCGUUGGUGAAGGAAGGGAGAGGGCUUGAUGUGGUGGAAGAUGGGAUGCCGGAGCUAGGCGACGCUGAUGUACUGGAGAGGUAUGUUCUGGUUGCGGUUCUUUGUUCUCACCCGCAGCUGUAUGCUAGGCCGACGAUGGACCAGGUGGUGAAGAUGUUGGAGACGGAUUUGCUGGUUCCUUCUAUCCCCGAUCGUGGGUUACCUUUGGUGGCUGGGAUGGACGAUAUCGAGAUGUCGGUGAGCAGCUGUGGAUCGGGGCAGCUGUUCACUGCUUCUGGGUAUGGCUCAUUUGGGUUUGGCGGUUCAUCUGGAGUCAAGGAAGAAGGGUUGGAGAGUGGCUCAACUGCUCACACAACUGGUGCUUAGAUGACUCUCAAUGUGUCUAACUGGUUCUUCUGAUGUAUGAUUUAUUAUCAGCUUCCCCGAUUCUCAGUUCUCUCACCGUUUGAUUCUGUUAUAUUGGGCUAUUUCCACUUCAAGAAUGGAUGGGCUUAAAAGUAAUAACCAUUAAGCUGGCCCGGUCGUUUGUUUAACCUUUUAAAACCUAGAGCACGAUAGCUAAUUGCCGUAAUUUCUUGUGUAUAGUCAAAAUCGUGAUUUAAAUUUCAAAUCUUAUGAUCUUAUUUAUCUGUUUCGAUUUUGAUUUUACUGUAAAAUUUAUGGACUUUAAAAUGUUACACUAUUUGCGAUUAAAAUCCUAAAAAUCUGGAUUUUUCAUAAGAGUGAAUCACCCCCAACCUCCCAAUUACAACCUUUUUAUGCUCCUAUUGCGACAACCAGAUCAGAGCAAAGGUCAAAUUCUCCCUCACCAUUGCGGUCCUGUCUUGAGAGCUCGAAUCAGUGGCUUUAUCGCACUGGAGGAAGCAAUAGCCUCCUUAUUCUCAUUGCGGACCGACAAGUUGAGCACUCCAAAUUUGACGAUGUUGAGUAGGCUUUCAAGUGAGGAGUCUGAUAAGAGGAUGACCGCCGAUCAAGCUUUCACCAUGGAAUGACUGGUUCAACAGCAGAUUUAUGCAUGCCUUUUGUUUGGAAAAUUUGGAAAGGGAGGAACGCCAGAACGUUUAAGGACGAAGUCAUGACGUGAAGAGCAGUCGUUCGAAAGAUCGGGAAUAACCUCCUGAAGUGGAGUUCCACUCAUGGUGCUGUGAGUUCCCAUGAUGGUCUCAUUUGGCUUCACUCGAUUUAUCAUGCAUGCCCUUUGAUUCAGCCGCUGGAAGAGAGCUGAGAUAUUGAGAGCUGUGCUUUUCUGUUUUCGCUUGUUUCGUUCUUUCGCAACCUUCUUUCUUCUCUCUUUUAGUUGGUUUUAUUGUUUUCCUGCUUCUUUCUGCCCAUGUCUUGAUCGCUUCUUGCGAUCUGAAUGGUGCUUUCUUGCUCUUGUACUCUUGUCUUUUAGUUUGAUUAUAAUAUAUUCACCCUUAUAAAAAAAAAAAGUGAGGAGUCUGGUUUCCUUGGUGGCUUGUUAAGGAUUAACUAUUAAGUUUGUUAGUUCCUGAAAUCUUAAAUAAGAGAUUUUUAUUUAA